Molecule: messenger RNA, 2490 nt
Organism: Siniperca chuatsi (mandarin fish)
Lineage: Eukaryota; Metazoa; Chordata; Actinopteri; Centrarchiformes; Sinipercidae
Exons: 12
Coding region: 199-1257 (352 amino acids)
Molecular function (GO): zinc ion binding
Source: RefSeq, a predicted model, not a curated record
CCGAGAAGCGAAAGUGAAAGGCAAACUGUGAAAGGACAAGUGCAACCUUCACAUCGGCCUCCGAGGAGUAGCACUAAGUAGAAAGGAUUUAAUGAAACUAUAACGUUUUUAUCGAAGUGACAAGUAGAUUUUUCGCAUUCUUUCCGUUUGUUUAAUCUGCCCUUUUUUGUCAUUAUUACAGUGUAUUUUCUUUACAGCAUGGAAAAUGAAGAGGAGGUGGGCUAUUCGUCGGGGACUUCAGUCAGUGGGAAACAUUAUGAGUGGCAGCUGUCAAAUGGACAUCAGUGGCUGCGAAUUGACAACGACCAUGUAAUCGAGACCCACUACUGCCAACCUGGAGCUAAAGGAAUGACCAUCAACACUAGCCAUGGGCAGGUGUUCAUAGACUUUGAUAAGUUACAGACUCUGAAUGCAGCUCUGAAGGUGCAGAGAUUAAGCUUCCUUCCUCAGGGCCAGACGGAGGAUGUAGGCUGGUACUUCAGAGAUGACCAGCUGUGGCGUGAAUAUGGAUCCCAGGGCUCCAGCAAGUUGGCCUCCUCAAUCAGCAGUCGAGAUGUUGAGCAUCAGUUCACUCUAAACCCUCAGGGAACAUUCAGCUUCACGGUGGGCUCGACAGGGUACACACUCAACUUCUCCACCAUGACCCAAACAAACUGCACCACACGUCUGAGCAGGAAAAUACGCAGGCGUCCAAAAUUCACUUCCAACACAAGGAGCCUUUACUCCACCUCAGUUUUUCCCAUGGCUUCCUCCUCCCAGCUCACUGAUGGAGGCUACAAGUGGGAGUUUAUGGCAGACGAGGGGCAAUGGACAGAAUACCAAGCACAUAUAUGUUCAUUUGACAGCUCUGCCAUUGAGAGACAAUACCAGCUGAAUCCACAGGGCCAGCUACGCUUCAAGAUCAGGAAAUUCUCAUACACCCUGGAUUUUUCAAGAAUGUGCCAAGUCAACGACAAUAUCGGGACUAAAAGAGCAGUGAGGAGGACUGCAGACUGCGAGAGUCAACAGAACAGCAGUUGGGGCACACAGCCACGAUGGCAGUUUCAAGAUAUCGGUGGAAUGUGGAAAGAUUAUUCCAAAAGAUAUCAUCAAUGCAGCGUUUCCAGUCAGGACAUCGAGCUCCAGUACCAACAGAACCCAUCGGGCACUAUGAUGUUUACCAGCAAUAAGUUUAACUAUGAGCUAAACUUCUCAGCCAUGACUCAGAGGAACCUGUCCACAACCACCACCAGAUCGGUGCGACGACUUAACCAGUGACUGUGGGACAACAACAGAUUUGGAGAUCGGGGGUUAACUUAAUGUUGAUUCUCGCAAUUACCUCACUGCCUUCCUCAGCUUGUCACUCAUAUUGGAAUGAUUCAUUAGUGUUUUUCAAAAUCUGCCUCAUCUCUCUGCUGAUUGGAUGACAUGAUUUAAACAGAAGUUGUGAAGGAUUCUUUAUAUUCCCUUUAUUAACAGGGCCUACAAUUACAAUGCACUUAGUCCUUUUCCAAAAGCAUCUGCCAAUUUGUUGUGAAUGCCCUUACAUUUUUUUUUCUUACUUUCAUACUGUACCUCUCUUGUGCUGAAGUGUGUUUUCCACCCCUUUUGAAUAGUGUUUUCCAGUACCACUGCUGUCUGCGGUUGGGUUUAGGGCUUGGGUUAGGUUUUAGUUAGGCAUCAUAAAGAUAACUGGUCAGGAUUAUGGUAAGGUUGGCUUGAGGUUAAAGACCACCAAUAUAUGAAAAGGUUGUAUAAAGCCUUUUGUGACUCCAGCGGGAGCUGUGUGAAAUCUGAUAGACUGCCUAAAGCAAUGUCACUUGAGUCAGCGUCGGUUGGGGCUGAAGUUAGAAAAUGAAAAAAAUCUGGGGGUGAGGAGUUAGAAAGAAGUGUUUACAAGACCUCUGUAGCCCACUCCUCAUCUCUGCUUCAGGCUAGUGGCUCGAGGCUACAUUAGCCACUACUAGCAUAACACACCUGAAUCUCUGAAUUGUCAGCAGUCAAGUUGCAUUUAGUAAUGUAGGCACCAGGUUUUGACAAAGAAGAAGAAUGCAGGGGAUAAAAAAGACGAUAUCUCUGGUUCUGCUGCAUUAAUUUUGAUCCUUUUUGUUUUAAACUGUCCAUCAUGAUUUCGACAAUGUUAUAGGAGUGGAAUACUUAAUUAGCGAAGUACUCUUAAGGAGAAACACAAGCAGAAGCAGACUUCGAAAUAACACCUCUUUUGACCUAAAACCAAAGGCAUGUUUACCAAUGUUUCAUAUAAUCCUGUGUAUUUUUUGUGUAUGUAACCAUCAGUUUAGUAAAUCUUAAAAUGUUUGAUUCUUGAAUACUGCCUUGUAAUUAGUGCUAAUGUUUACCUUUUGACAAGAUACCUCUUUUAACCUAAAACCAAAGGGAAGUUAACUUUUGCCUUUUAAUUGUGCAUAGAAAACUUUAAGUGUUCAUUUAUACUGCCACCUAAGUGCACUUUGGCUUGUCUUUCUUUUCUAAAUUAAAGUUACAUACACUCCA